Messenger RNA from Ananas comosus (pineapple), 1375 nucleotides. RefSeq names its product leucine-rich repeat extensin-like protein 3. The transcript is spliced from 2 exons. The coding region runs from base 87 to 1121 and encodes 344 amino acids. NCBI's taxonomy places the organism in Eukaryota, Viridiplantae, Streptophyta, Magnoliopsida, Poales, Bromeliaceae. The record is from RefSeq and is a predicted model, not a curated record.
UUCUGAAGUAAAUUGAAAUCAUAUAUAGACACUUCCUAUGUGUACUACUACCCUAUCAUCAUCUCCCACAACUCACAACCACCACCAUGAAUCCUUCAUUCCUCAUAGGCCUCUUUGCUCUCCUCUUCACCAAAUCCCUCUCCCUUUCACCCAAUCCAAAACCCAUAUCAAAUAUCACCAUCAUCGGCACCGUCUUCUGCGAUGCAUGCUCUGACAACACCUUCUCCAAGCACUGCUACUUCCUACAAGGUGUUAAAGUGAGAGUUGAUUGCAUGUUCAAAGUGAAUUCCACAUCAAAAGAAGAGAUUUCCAUCACUGUUGACAGAGUCACUGAUAGAUUUGGUGUGUAUAAGCUGGAUAUCCCACCUGUUGAUGGCUUUGAAUGCAGAGUGGGGAGGGAGAUAGAGUCCUUCUGCAAGGCCAGCUUGUUGGAGAGCCCUUCUACUCUCUGCAAUGUCCCUGAACUAAGUAGUUCAAUAGAACAUGUUUCCCUAAAGUCCCCUGGGGGGACUAUGUGUCUAUAUAACCUAAAUGCAUUGUAUUAUAGGCCGGGAAAGAAGGAUGAUGGAUUGUGUGGGACUCAAGGAGAAGGAUUGCAUAAGCAUAACCCUUUGAAUUCCUCUCUCUUCUUCUUUUGGCCACCUUUCCCACCAUUUGGAUUCCCAUGGCCGCAUUGGCCGUAUUGGUCACCUUCUCUCCCACCACUUCCUUUCUUUACACCACCACCAUCUUUCCCCUUCCCCCUCCCUCCUAUACCAUUCUUCACUCCGCCGCCGCGGGCUUUGCCUUUCCCCUUCCCUCCUAUACCAUUCUUCACACCCCCACCACCACCAGUUUUUCCUUUUCCUUUCCCUUUCCCUCCUUGGUCACCAUCUCCGAAGCCGCCGCCACCUUCCUUUCCUUUUCCCUUUCCUCCGUUACCUCCGUUUCCAUCUCUCUUCCCACCUCCACCGCCGCCGCCACGUUCAUUUCCCUUCCCUUUCCCACCCCUUCCUCCAAUUAGUUCAUGGUUUACACCACCACCACCACCACCUCCUCCUCCUCCUCCGCCGGCAUUUCCUUUCCCAUUUCCUCCAUUAAUCCCUCCUCUUAUCCCAAGCCCGCCCCAACCAUCUCCAUAACCACCUACCCUUUCAUUAAUAGAACCCAGGUCAUGGUUCCUAACCAUCCUCCAUUCUCUCGUAAGCAACCAUAGACCAAUCAUUUGCUUAUCUUCAGCCUUUCUUUUUAUAUUUUUGAGCAUAAUUACAACCUUUCCUUUUUAUUUUAUGUAGAUUAUAUAUAAAUUGUUGAUUAUAGUGUACAAACUGGCCGAAAUUAUAAACUUAUAAUAAAUCCCAAUGGGGCAGCUGGCAUAAUUUUGUUUCUCUCAUCA